AUGAACCAUUUCUUUCACGUUUCUGUGGGUGAUCUGUUGCGACAGCACGAACGGAAUGGAUGGAUCGCAGAACCCCAGAUACGAGAGUGUUUGCGAACAGGAGCGUUGGUGCCGGCAGGAUACCUCGCCGGGAUCUUGAAGAGCUCUCUUGCCGAUCAUAAAGACACAGCCACCGAGAUUAUCCUUUUGGAUGGAUUUCCCAGGCGAAUUGACCAGAUCGAACAGGUUCAGGAGGUCAUAGGUUUGCCAUAUGCCGUGUUCUUCUUCAACUGCUCAAAGGAGAUUGCGCAGCACCGUGUGAUGCAUCGAUCGCUGCCCUACCGCGAGCAUGACGAAGAUCUCUUUGAACGUCGCUAUGCCGAGUUUUGCCACAACAAUCCUGCCGUCAUCCAGUAUUUUCGGGACAAGGAGAUCUUGAUCGAGGUUGACACGAGCGGUUCGACACCGGAAUCGUACCGGCUUCUUCUAGAGGCAUUGCAAAGUCGUGGAAUUGUGCAGGGCGGGACAAUCGGGUGA
Rhinocladiella mackenziei CBS 650.93 is the source of this 516-nucleotide messenger RNA. RefSeq lists its product as uncharacterized. Gene Ontology annotation, molecular function: ATP binding; AMP kinase activity. Gene Ontology annotation, biological process: nucleobase-containing compound metabolic process. NCBI's taxonomy places the organism in Eukaryota, Fungi, Ascomycota, Eurotiomycetes, Chaetothyriales, Herpotrichiellaceae. Gene Ontology annotation, cellular component: cytoplasm. The coding region runs from base 1 to 516 and encodes 171 amino acids. The transcript is spliced from 3 exons. The record is from RefSeq and is a predicted model, not a curated record.